CAACGCCUCUCAGCGCAGCGGUGCAUCACAGAGGUCUGGAAACGGUUGGGGAAGAUUUCGGGCAACGAAAGGCCUUAGUACACUUCGUUUGCCCGGACGAUCUGCGAUCUAAGACCUUCGGACUUGCUCUCAAUUUUUAACCCAGACCUGUCGUCUCCUCUAAUGUCGGAUUUCAAGCUUGGAAUUGUUCGACUUGGCCGUGUGGCCGGGAAGACAAAGUACACUUUGAUUGAUGAACAAGACAUACCAUUAGUGGAAAACUAUGCCUUUGAGGCACGCAUGGAAGUUGAUGCCGAUGGCAAUGGGGCAAAAAUCUUUGCUUAUGCCUUUGACAUUGGCAAGGGUCGAUGGGCUGGUCGACCACUGCAUGAGUUACUUUGGGAAAAGCACAGAGGUGGAAUCGCUCCAAGUUUCCAAGUAGUUCACAUAAACUCAGUUACAGUCGACAACCGUCUAGACAACUUGCGUCUUGUUCCUGUGGGAUGGAGUCCCAAACCAGAAGAUCUCUCUAGCAAACAUAGAGAGCAGUCACUGUAUUGGCUGGCCAUCCAGCAGGUUCCAGCAGACCCAGUAGAAGAACAGUAUCUGGAAUUAAGUCGAACACGCUACUACAAUGCCAACGGAGAGCUGGUGGAAGAGGAAGAGUGCUCUUGCACCUAUUAUGAGUGUCACUACCCACCCUGCUCACUUAUUGAAAGGAGGCUGAGGGAGUUCAACAUCUGUGGCCGUUGUCAGGUGGCACGCUACUGUGGCUCACAGUGUCAACAGAGGGAUUGGCCAGCCCACAAGAAGCAGUGCCGUGAACGCAAGCGGGUUCUUGCGCUCGAGUCUGAACCUGAGCGAUGAUCCCCUCCUCAACCCUCGUUUGAAAAACGGGUCAGAGGGGGUGUGGGGUGAGACUAGAGGUGGAGUGCAAAAACUGACUGUUAGGCUAGGGAACAAUUUUGGUUGGUUUGAUGGGCCUGUUGGGAGGAAAACGAACAUGCUUCUCAGAACUAUCACAUCUCCACAGCUUGCCUGUGGGGAUCAUGGGAAAUGGAGUUUUUUUUCUAGUUGUUCAGAGGGAGGUCUUAAAGGCUCCACCUGCUGCUAUGGAUGUGUGUUUAAUGAAGAAAAACACCAUGCCGUCAUAACUUUUUCUCUGUGGACUGCAUUUAAGUAUUGACAGUCAUGCGCUCGCUUGUUUCAUCCACCCUUCUGUCAUGAAGUAUUUGCUGCCGAGGGACAAAACUGCUGUACAACUGGAUGGAUGGAAUAUGGACCUUUUCACUGUACUACCCUUCCUCUUCUCCCAAUUGGACUUCUUGUGCACAUAACCAAGCACAUAGUCACUCACCUGCCAUACCUUCUUUAAGGAUACAGCUGAUAGCUGUGCAAAGCCACGUCACCAGUAUUGUGUGUGUGCAGUGCAAUUAAUUGACUGAAGGACAUGGAUUAAAUGGUUGAAUGUUGUCUUUCUCUCUCUCUCGCUAAGGGAAGUUUGGGGGCUGGCGGCGGUGUCACUUUUUCUGAGUUUUUGAAUGCAUUACAAUCUUACUUACUCUCCCCACUCAUGUCAUGUUUAGGUUCACUAAACCAUAACAAGCACUCAGUUUAGAGGGAUGUCCUGGGAAAAACUUGAAAACCCGUGUGGAAAGUUGACUCUGAUUUAUGUUGUCAAAAUUGUCAUGGGUCCCAUUCAUUCAAUGAUCUAGUCAUCUUGUCAUAAAAUCUUUAUCAAAGUGAGUUUAACUUAUGAAUUUUCACUUUUUUUCUUUUAAGAAAUAAAUCUUUCAUCUUUGUACAAAAAUGUGCACACACAAGUUCCAUGUGUGUCUUCCUCUAAUGUCAAGGGCAACUCUACCAAACUGUGAAGCGCACAUACAAGGUAUCAUGUGUGAUAAAUGCAUACAUGUGACUUGUCUGUGUUCAUAUUCCAAAUAAUUUAUUUGGUUGGGGUUGAACACUGUGCACUGAAAUUCUUCACUCUGAUCUCUCUCUCUCUUUUUUUCUCACUCUCUGAGAAACAGGAGUCUGGGUUAGUUUUUUUUUUUUAUUAAGCUAUUACCAUACAAAUAUUAAAUGCAUAAAUGCGUGAAAGGACAAAAUUUUGGUAACUGACCAUCUCUUGUCAUCGUAAAAUAUAAGUAUAAAAUUAAAUAAAAUCUAAAA
Molecule: messenger RNA, 2151 nt
Organism: Danio aesculapii
Lineage: Eukaryota; Metazoa; Chordata; Actinopteri; Cypriniformes; Danionidae
Gene: zmynd19
Product: zinc finger, MYND-type containing 19
Exons: 6
Coding region: 163-846 (227 amino acids)
Source: RefSeq, a predicted model, not a curated record